Messenger RNA from Rotaria sp. Silwood2, 403 nucleotides. Lineage: Eukaryota; Metazoa; Rotifera; Eurotatoria; Philodinida; Philodinidae. The record is from the annotation of a GenBank genome assembly.
CUUGGUAAAAAAUAUUUUAUUUUAUUCUCAAAAAAAAAAGAAAAAUAUUUAAAUAAAUAUUUUAGAAUCUGUUUGUGAUCUUGUUGAAUUUGCUUUGGCAUUUCAAUCAACAAUGCAUCGAUUUAAUGAAGCACUUUUAAAUUUUGCAUUUGAACUUCGAAUGGGUUUAAAUUUUGGACCAAUUACAGCUGGUGUUAUUGGUACAACAAAAUUAUUUUAUGAUAUUUGGGGUGAUACUGUUAAUGUUGCUUCAAGAAUGGAUUCAACUGGUGAAAAAGGACGUAUUCAAGUUCCAGAACACGUUGCAUUGGCUUUAAAAGACAAAUAUAAAUUUGAAUUAAGAGGAGAAAUUGAUGUUAAAGGAAAAAGUCGUAUGACAACAUAUUUUCUUAAACCAAAUUAA